UUGUAGAACUUGGAAGAAUGAAUUUAUUAAAAUAUUAUAAUUGGUUCACUAAGAAGUAUGGGUAUAACGCAGGGCAGUUACGACGAAUUCUAAUAAGUGCAGCUGAAGCACUUGAACAAUUCCAUGAACAAGGCUUUGUACAUUUGGAUAUAAAAUCUGAAAAUUUUGUUAGUACUCAUGAAAGGGAUCAAAACAAUAAUUCAAUAUUCAAACUGAUUGAUUUUGGUACUUCUGAAUUUAUGGAGAAUCAUGAUUUUAAGGUCUUGUCAAAUGAGGUUUUGGGGACAGAUGUGUACAUGGCACCGGAAAUUAAUGUUGAAUCAUCUACAGUUUGGGUAAAUUUAUUUUCUAUUUGCAUAUAA
Molecule: messenger RNA, 362 nt
Organism: Meloidogyne enterolobii
Lineage: Eukaryota; Metazoa; Nematoda; Chromadorea; Rhabditida; Meloidogynidae
Source: the annotation of a GenBank genome assembly